GGAACAUUUUGUUUCUGAAGGUAAAUACAGUACAGUCCCUACAGCUGGACGGCCAGUGGCACUUUACGAGCUUUCUCAUUAUCAGCAGCAAUCAAGCUCCAAACUGUUGACAGGCUGGCGUUUAAGCUUUCCCUAACGUCAACCAGGCAGACGUAAGGACGUCAAACUUUAUUAGUUUAGAGUUUGAGUAAUGAGAGACAAACACGUCCUCCCUUCAUGCUUACUUUCAACAAAAAAGAAGUUAUGGAUAUUUGCGACGGGAAGAAGAGGAGACAGGUAAGCGGCGGCGGCGUGCGGGGCUGCAGGCGGAGCGUGGCCGUAAAAAUGAAGCGCGACGUGGGUAAAGUCCUCCGCUCCCUAACGGUGGGGGACAACAAUCACGCGGAGCCUAUGGAGGAGGAAGAGGACGACGACUGCUUCUCCAUUAGCUUCCUGCGGAAUGGCCGACUGGAGCCCUCCGUGGCGCUUUCUCCGCGGUACAGCUUGCUGCGGGAGGUCGGGCGGGGAAGCUACGGGGUCGUUUAUGAGGCUAUAGCCCGGAAAACAGGGGCCAGGGUGGCGGUGAAGAGGCUCCAGUGUGACGCCCCGGAAAACGUGGAGCUAGCUCUGGCCGAGUUCUGGGCUCUGACGAGCCUGGAGAACCGUCACCAGAACGUGGUCCAGCUAGAGGAGUGCGUCCUGCAGAGGAACGGCCUGGCCCAGAAGAUGAGCCACGGGAACAAGCGGUCCAAACAGUACCUGCGCCUGGUGGAGACGUCACUAAAAGGGGAGCGCAUACUGGGUCACCCAGAGGAGCCCUGUUACCUCUGGUUCGUCAUGGAGUUUUGCGAGGGCGGGGACCUCAACCAGUACAUCUUGUCUCGCCGGCCCGACCCCCAGACCAACAGGAGCUUUAUGCGCCAGUUGACGAGCGCCGUGGCUUUCCUACACAAGAACAACAUCGUUCACCGUGAUCUGAAGCCCGACAACAUUCUCAUCUCGCAAAAAUCUGGUUCACCUGUUCUCAAAGUGGCCGACUUUGGCCUCAGUAAAGUUUGUGCCGGCCUUACCUCCAAGAACAGCGAAGAACACCCUGCGGCAGGCGGCAGAGGCAGCAACCAGAACAACAUCGUCAACAUAAACAAGUUCUGGUUGUCGUCGGCCUGUGGCUCGGACUUCUACAUGGCCCCCGAGGUGUGGGAGGGCCACUACACGGCCAAGGCGGACAUCUUUGCCCUGGGCAUUAUCAUCUGGGCGAUGAUCGAGCGGAUCACUUUCAUCGACGCAGAGUCCAAGCGCGAACUGCUGGGCACCUACAUACGGCAAGGCACAGAGAUUGUACCUGUCGGCGAGGCUCUUUUGGAGAACCCCAAGAUGGUUCUCCACAUCCCUCAGAAGGCCAGGAGCUCCAUGUCCGACGGGGUGAAGAAACUCCUCCAGGACAUGCUGGCGGUCAACCCUCAGGACCGGCCAGACGCCUUCCAGCUGGAGGUGCGGAUGGACCAAGUCACGUGUGCUGCGUGACAGCCCCUCAACUUCCCGAAACCUCUCCUUUUUUUUUUUUUAACCUAACCAGUCAAAGAAAGGACCACUCUCGUUCCCAGCUUUGUUUACUUCAUGGACGUGGACUACAAUGGAAAAAAAGGAGCUCUGACAAACUGAACUGUGAAGGAUCCACAAGUCCAUGAUUUGAGCGGGAAGUGAUGGACUGGCUAAUGAUUCCAAAACUCUGGGACAGGAACAGUAUGCAAACAAACCAGACCACAACAGUGCACUUCCAGCCACAGCCGGUCACCACGGAGCUGCGGACGUUUCAUUUCACUGGUGGAGAAUGUCAGUGUCUGGCCUGACUGGAUAUGACAACCAGGUUUAGGACCGUUUGAUAUUUAAUUUUUGAUCCCAACAGCCCCAGUAAAGGCCUGCUCCUCCUUAACAUUUAUCAUUAGGGCUGGGUAUCGCCACAGAUUUCCUAAAUCGAUUCCGAUUCACACGGUCCCAUUUCAAAUUAGAUCCUAUAGCAAGUCGAUUAGGGAUGUUUCAGGUACAAUACAAGUUUUGCUUGGAUACGAAAGAGAUUCUCAGAGAACCAAUGCUGCAAUAUGUACAAGGAACCCUCUAACCUGCUGCAGUAUUAAAAAUAUGAACGCUGUCGUUAACAAUUGACCCCAAAGCAGUUACAUAGAGACAGAAGUGCCGUUUUAAUGCAGAGGGGGUGAUGCAGAGACAGAGACCUAAAGCCACAUCUGGGAAAACGGCCAUGCCAGUUUUUCCCUCGCCAAAAUGAAGCCAAACUUUGGAGCGUUAUUCAGCAUUCGAAUAAAUUUUUUUUUUUGAUCAUCUAGUUUCAUAUGAUACCAAUAUCUUCAGUCUGGCUUUGACGCGAAUCCUCUUAAAAGAUCGAUCUCAGGAUUUUAUGAAUCGAUAUCGGCUCAUUCAAAUGAAGCUCAAUUUGAAUCGGAAAAUCAAUCUAUUUUUUUUUAAAAGCCCAGCCCUAUUGUAUAAUGUACUUGUCUGUGGCACAGGUAACGGACUGGACUGAACCAGUAUCUUAAGGUCAAAGCAUCAUUUAAUGAUGACAGUACGUUUGCCUUUGCUCCGCUGCCCUGUACAACCUUGUGCCUUAACGCCGAUUCACAUUAAGUGCGAUUGCAUCGUGAAAUGAAAACGAUGUUGUGGGUUACAGAGGCACCCGAGGCAGCAGCUUCACGAUGCCGCAACCACUUUGGUGUCGUGCAGGUUUCUUUAAAUCGACCAAAGGAAUAUUUUGCUUUUCAAUGAUGCCACAAAUUUGUUAACGAUUUCCCCCGGCUGCGAUGAUGUCAAGUGAGAAUGGGAUCAUUCGGUGGCUCUCCUCUACUCAAAAGCUCAAGUGCAGUGACGAUGCUGAAGCUGAAAUAUACAAAACUUAAAUCAGUGUGUGUCACAUGUACGCUUGUGUUUAGAAGGUUUACAAGGAUAUUUCACACCCCUGUUGCCACACUCCAGAGACGCAACAAAUGUGAAUUUGGAGUGUUUUCACGUUGUUUUGAAGGUGUUUUACAGAAUUCUCCUUAGAAGUAAGCCGGCCCGUGUCAACUCCAUACAAUACUGUGCUAUUGUAACCAAACAAUUCAGAUUUUCUUUUUAUGUGGGCAUUAGUUCCUGUUCAAUCCAAAGAGCAGCUGUUUAUCUGCGUUCAUCCUUUUAUCAUCACUGCAAAGCUCAGUAUGAACACAGUUUCUAAAUUAAGGUAUGACUAAGAAACAGUCAUGAUCAUUUUAGUGGGAUCUAAAGCUGUUUCAUGCUUCUUAAUACUAAUUAAGAUACUAAUUUCACUACAGUUCAAGAUAUCAGGUCAAUGGGUAACUUUCAAUCAGCUCUCAUUAAGAGACACUGAGCGCCGUUCUGUACUCUUACUGGGUUUUUCUACGGGAACAGCCCGACACCUGAGCAGUUUUGAGACAUCUGUGGCCGAAUCUUUUCUCGAGUAUCUGAUUUGGAGACUCUCACAGGAAAUUUGAAGAUUUCCCCAUCUGGAAAUAAUCCCCAAAAGCAACCACGGGAUGCCCAUCCUAACUGGACUAUCCUUUUCUUCCUUCCUCUCUUGACUGAAGUGUUUUUAAAACUCUGCAGUGGCACGUAAUGCCGCGUAGAACACGUUCAGUCGGUCUUCUAUCGGUGUUGUGAGAAAAUCAUGGCUUCUUUGUGCUGUAUUUCAUGCAUCCUUAUUGUUAAGCAAAACAGUAUUUAGCUACAUUUACACUACUACAGUACUUUUUUGGUUUUUAAGCGGCAUUUUGAGCCAAAAACGAUCUCCAUGCACGCAAGAGUUUUAGCUCCAGUAGGAGAACUAAUCUCCGUUUAAACUAACACGCCCAGAACGCAUAUCUCAUGACCAUUCAUGAUUACUGGGCACAAACAGGAAGCAGAUUGUAUACUCCGCCCGGUUGGUGGUAGUUGCUUGUAGUUGCUACAGAGACUGCGGAGAUAAGACCAGAGUUUUCUCUUUCUUGAUCUUGUUUGGAUCGGCUACGAGGUCGAACGGUUACUGGGAGUAACUCGUGACUACAAGGCGACAGAAAACACAGACUGGGAAUCUGUCUGACGUUGCUCUGCGGUUGAAAAUCAUCGCUGUAUAAGUUGAAAAUACAGAAAAUACUGAGAAAUGGAGAAAGACCAACAAUGCCGGAAAGUAAGAGCAGGGAUUUCGAGGUGGAACUGUAACUGAAAGGUCUGUAAGCGACCUAACCGAUAAGACUGACUGGCGUGCGUCUUUCGUUUCCAAAUGUCUCCGUUUGUGCCCGUCUAGACUACAAAGCAACCCCUGGAGUUUUCAAACCAAAACGGGGGCAGCGGUGUUUCCAAAUGUCCCCGUUUUAAGAGCCCAGACACUCCGGUGUAGCGUGGACGCGAGGCGUAAACACAGCAAAAGACAUUCGUUUUUAAACCAAAAUGUAGCAGUGUAAAUGUAGGCUGAUCCACAGGUGAGAUGUUACUUGAAGCAACUACAAUUUCCAGGAAAAUAGAACAAAAUGCAAAAGUUUAACUGCACAGAAUAAUUGAAAUGCAGAGAUCAAAGCAAACAAGAAGAGAGGAGUUAAAGCCUACAGCGGUGAGCCUGACGGGUGGGGUGGGGGGGGUGGUUGUGUUUUCCAGACCCAAAAAUCUGUGCUAGCCUUCACUCCUCAACACGGGCCAGAGGAAUGGCCAAAAACCUCCUGUUGGUUUCGUAGCACUGCGUAGAGUUUUGAAAUCAGUGACUCAGAAGUAGUAGUAGAUUUUUAAGGUCCUACCUCAUUCUCAGCACUUUGAAACAUCUACAUCGACACUGUCCUUAACUUUGUCUUAGUUUCUGAUACAAGGAGAACUUUGCUUGAGUGGGGUCGAUUUUUUUAUUUUUUUUUUUAUUUUUUAUUUUACCUCCGACCCCGUCUCUGUUUAACCUUUGGACUGACUUCUCUGUGUGGGGUUUCACUUUUCUACAAGUAACAGCUAGCUUUUCCCUCUGUCACUACCCGAUGUGAGUGGUGUGGUGUGCAGAUGUGAGUUGCGAAUGCGUCACUUUGCGACAAUGACCAGAUUUUACGCAGAUCUGUUGUUGUGCUGUUAGCCACAGAAUGAUGAGAUAGGUACAUUACAUACUAGUAAUUUAUUAUUUAGUGUAAGGCAUCACAUUUUCACGGCACGAUCCCUGAUGUCAGUUCAAGAUUAGAGGCUGAAGUAGCCGACGAGAAGCUGCUAACGAGAGACUUCUGUAAUGUCAACGCAAAUAAAAUGGACCUACAUAACGAAGUUUGUUCACUGGUGGCUACAAGUUAGCAAUCAAACACAACAAAGGCUGUCACUUGAAUGGCGUUUCGAGCUAACGUUAGCAAUCAUAGAUAGCUAAAACGUUUGCCGGAUCCAGAUCCCUUGGCGUUAUGCCGCAAACCGUACCACUCGACUCACAUCGGGUAGUGACACCCUUUGUGAUACAACAUCUGCAACCUGUUACCUUCCCUCUUAACGGCUGUAUCACAGAGAUAGUCGAGCACAACAAUGUUGUUUGCGUUCAACAACUACAGCUCCCAUGAGGCUAUAUUAGUGCCCGAAGGAGUCUAUGCCUGAAGGCCUUUGUGUGUUUCAAACAAAUAAGUUGGCGUGGUGGGUAAUACAACCAUGUCUUAGGUCAGAAGUGUCAAAAGGCAGUUAGAGCCGACUCAUGGCUGCAUCCCACCGGCUGCCCAAUCAAUCAAUCAAUCCUCAAUCAAUCAAUCCUCAAUCAAUCAAUCAAUCAAUCAAUCAAUCAAUCAAUCAAUCAAUCGUGGUGUUGAAUUCGGCCAUUACCACGAACUGUAACAGAAUGAACUGAGUGAAGAAUAAAAUGACAAGUUAAAAGAGUUCAAAUUGUCUGUUUUGUUGGACAAUCUGACAAGCCCUUCAUUUGAGGCAUACAGAGACCUUAAAGCCACCUCCCAGAGAUCCGCGGUGAGUCCGUGAGGUAGGGCGCAGAGCAGAGACGCAAAGCGCAGCGCGGGAACGUUCUGGAAUUGGUUGCGCCUUGAAAGGUCAGCCGCAACGAGGUCAAAGUUGAAAUAAUUUUUACUUUGAGCGCAGCGCACAGCGAGAAAUCCCAGAUGCUAGUCGGGCGGCGCCGCCCUCCCCCGCGGUUUCACCCCUGAUCGCGUGUAGGCGGCUUAACGGACGCACGCAAACCAUUUCCUCGUGAGCAUGCGAAAGUAUCUCGUGCUCACGAGAAACCAAUCUAAGGCUAACACAACGAUGCUAACAAAGUACUGCUAACGUCAUGCGGCUAUCGUUAAUAUUUCACAUCCACAGCAUGAACCUUAUUUGUUGACGAUACUAUCCGGGACAUUCCGUUGCGUUUUCAGAAAGAUGAAUACCGCACAAGAAACGUUUUUCGUGAGCACGCGAAAGAAUCCUGUGUUCACGAGAAAGUUUCUUGUGCUCACGCGAAAAAAAAGCAAUCCCACAUGUCUCUUUAGGGCCUCCAUAAAAAGUGCUUCCUUUUGAAUGUUCAAUUUCCUAUGAAAGCAAAAGAAAACGGACACUUAUGCUGAAUGUAAGGGACUCUGUGUGCGUACGGAGAUAUCGGGAGCGAGAAGUUGUUGAAUGCUAACCCAUUGCUGUUGUUAUAACAUGAAAGAUGUUCAAUUUCGGGGUGAGACUUUAACUUUUCACCAAAGGACCAGUGUAGCACGUAGAAAAUCAGUCAUUCACUCUUCAUGCUGAGAUGUUCAAUCUCUGACCUGCUCUGCAGCGUUCAGUAUGCUCGUUUCUUUAGGCAUUAAAGAGAACAUAUAGUUAUUGCUAACAGCAGAUAUUUACAACUUAAUCAUCACUACUAAAACUGUCCACUGUCACUGUACUUUUCGUAUGAGCCGUUUUCAUUUCUCUCUCUCUAAGACUCAUAAUGAUUCCACUUGAAAACACUCACACACUAUGCAAAAUGUUUCACUGCCUCACUGCAAACACCGUACAGAGCCACACCUUUCUCAAACCGUUGUGUGUAAUAUCUUGAACUUUUUUUUUUUUCUUCUUUUUUUUUUCUUUUAGUGCAUAUUUCCAGUGUGUACAGAACAGAAAUGUAUGUUUUAAUAAGAACUGCUUUUUAAUGACGCUGACAGGAGCCAUUAGAUGUUUGAGAAAGCAUCGUGUUUUUUUUUGUUGUUGCUGUAAAUAUAUUUGACAACUUUUCUUGAAAUAAAUGAACAAAACUAUGA
This is a messenger RNA of Perca fluviatilis (European perch), 7181 nucleotides long. RefSeq names its product serine/threonine kinase 35 (gene stk35). Bases 217 to 1503 code for a protein of 428 amino acids. The transcript has 3 exons. Gene Ontology annotation, molecular function: protein serine/threonine kinase activity; ATP binding. Gene Ontology annotation, cellular component: cytoplasm; autophagosome. Gene Ontology annotation, biological process: autophagosome organization; protein autophosphorylation; axon extension. Lineage: Eukaryota; Metazoa; Chordata; Actinopteri; Perciformes; Percidae. The record is from RefSeq and is a predicted model, not a curated record.